AUGGGCUGCAAUCUGUGCACUUUUCAGAAGAGAGAAGAGCACUACAAACUGCUCUAUGAAGUUUCACAGGUCAAUGGGAAGGACCUCUCCAAGGCCACUCAUGAAGAGGCAGUGGAAGCUUUUCGUAAUGCCAAGGAGCCAAUUGUUGUUCAGGUUUUACGACGAGCCCCAGUUACCAAAGCUCCUUGUAGCUCUCAGGAUGUUCGGCUUGUGGAUGCCAGCACCCAGACUGACAUCACUUUCGAGCACAUUAUGGCUCUGGCCAAACUAAGGCCUUCCACACCACCAGUUCCUGAUAUCUGCCCUUUUCUGCUUUCAGACAGCUGCCAUUCUCUUCACCCAGUGGAGCAUGAAUUUUAUGAAGGUAAUGAGUAUCUUUCCAGCCUGCCUGCUGAUGCAGAUAGAGCAGAGGACUUUGAGUAUGAGGAGGUGGAGCUGUGCCGUGUCAGUAGCCAGGAGAAGCUGGGCCUGACUGUCUGUUACAGAACCGAUGAUGAGGAGGACACAGGGAUCUAUGUCAGUGAGGUUGAUCCAAACAGCAUUGCUGCCAGGGAUGGCCGGAUCCGUGAAGGAGACCGGAUUUUGCAAAUAAAUGGCCAAGAUGUCCAGAAUCGGGAAGAGGCAGUGGCGUUGCUCUCCAGCGAAGAAUGCAAGAAAAUUGUGUUGCUGGUUGCAAGACCGGAGAUGCAGCUGGAAGAAGGGUGGCUGGAUGAUGAAAGGAAUGAAUUCUUAGAGGAGUUAAACCUGGAAAUGUUGGAAGAGCAACAUAAUGAAGCCAUGCAGUACACAGCCAACGAGGUGGAGCAGCCAAAGAAACAUGAAGAGGAGGAUGGCACUACAGACACUGCAACCUCAUCAUCCAACAAUCAUGAGAAGGACAGUGGGGUGGGACCUACAGAUGAAAGUCUGCGUAAUGACGAGAGCUCGGAGCAAGAAAACGCACCUGAAGAGCAGAAAAACGCAACCCUGCAGAGCAAACGGGAGCUGGGCCACAGCCAAGAUACCUUAGGAAGCGCUGAGCUCCAGUGCAAUGAAAGCUUUGUGUCUGGGGAAUACAUUGAAUCUGAUUUUGUUGGAAACCCGGAGGAGGAAUGUGAAAGAUUUCGGCAGCUAUUGGAACUGAAGUGCAAGAUUCGAAACCACGGGGAGUACGACCUGUAUUAUUCGAGCAGCAUGAUAGAGUGCAACAGAAGAGAACAAGAUGGAGUAGAGCAUGAGCUGCAACUACUCAAUGAGGAACUGAGGAAUAUUGAACUCGAAUGUCAGAAUAUUAUGCAAGCUCACCAGCUCCAAAAGGUGAGGGAUCAGUAUGGAGACAUUUGGGCUUUACAUGAUGAAGGGUUCAGGAAUUAUAACACCAGCAUAGAUGUACAAAGAGGUAAACUGGAUGACAUCAUGGAGCACCCUGAGAAAUCUGACAAGGACAGCUCCAGCGCCUACAACACAGCUGAAAGCUGCAGGAGCACACCACUGACAGUGGAGCGAUCCCCUGAUAACUCUCUCCAGAGGAUGAUCAGCAUCACCAACAGGAAAAACCUGAGGAGCACAAUCGUGACUAAUCAGUCAUCCUCAGGACAAAGCAGCAGGGAGAUAACCUCAGCCAAAUCCAAACCCACUGAGCAAAACAGUGCUGCUGAGGAUGCAGCGCUGGCAUCAGAAAGCAGCAAAUUCACAGACCAGGAAAAGCCGAGUGGUGAGCACAUUCCCUACCUGUCACCAUAUCACAGCUCUUCUUACAGAUACGGGAAUAUACCUGCUCACGCGAAGCAUUAUCAAAGCUAUAUGCAGCUGAUCCAGCAGAAGUCUGCUGUGGAGUAUGCCCAAAGCCAGCUCAGCCUGGUGAGCAUGUGCAAGGACUCGCAGAAGGGUGCGGAGCCCAAGAUGGAGUGGAAGGUGAAAAUAAGGAGUGAUGGGACGAGGUACAUCACAAAGAGACCAGUGAGAGACAGAAUCCUGAAGGAACGUGCCUUAAAAAUUAAAGAGGAGCGCAGCGGGAUGACGACAGAUGAUGAUACAAUGAGUGAGAUGAAGAUGGGUCGCUACUGGAGCAAAGAAGAGCGGAAGCAGCAUUUGGUGAGAGCCAAGGAGCAGAGAAGGCGGCGGGAGUUCAUGAUGAGGAGCAGGCUGGAGUGUCUUAAAGAAAGUCCUCAGAGUGGCAGUGAGGGGAAAAAGGAAAUUAACAUUAUUGAACUGAGUCACAAAAAGAUGAUGAAAAAGAGAAACAAGAAAAUCUUGGACAACUGGAUGACAAUCCAAGAACUGAUGACACAUGGUGCUAAAUCUCCAGAUGGCACCAGAGUGCACAAUGCCUUUUUAUCAGUUACUACUGUAUGAACACAACUUCUUCCAGAGAGUAUACUACCAGUUCAGGUAGAGUACGAUUGCCUCGUUCAAU
Messenger RNA from Chaetura pelagica (chimney swift), 2395 nucleotides. RefSeq names its product PDZ domain containing ring finger 4 (gene PDZRN4). Lineage: Eukaryota; Metazoa; Chordata; Aves; Apodiformes; Apodidae. The coding region runs from base 1 to 2334 and encodes 777 amino acids. The record is from RefSeq and is a predicted model, not a curated record. The transcript has 8 exons. Gene Ontology annotation, molecular function: protein binding.